AUGGCUGCCACCGUUAAUGGCACCCCGCUGGUCGAGGGCUCGCCGCUGGCCGUGGCAUCUAUCGCCACGGUGCUUCUGAAUGCCUCGGAGGCGGCCCUCGCCCGGCGGGACGCCGUGUCGGCCGAGUGGGCCGCCGAAAUGGCCGCCUGGCUGGCGGACUCGCCUCUGGCCUCCGGCCAGAGCGCCAUCCCCGGGCCGCCUCGCAGCGCCGCCACCCCCCCGGGCAUGGUCCCCUGGCUGGUGGCCGGGCUCCACCACCCGGACGAGUACCACCCCGGCGGCGGCGGCGCCGCGAUCGAUCCCGCCCGGCUGACCCGGAUCCAGACGCUGCUGGCGGCGUCCGACCCGCUGGGCGCCCUGCGCCUGGUGGAUGCCCUUGUGCUGGGCUGGAGCGCGGCCGGCCGCCGGCCGGCCCUCGGCCCCCCGGCCGACCUGGCCACGCCGCGCCUGAUGCAGGACGCCCUGGACCCGGAGGACCCGGAGGGCGAUGCCCGGCCGGCCGGCCCGCUGGACCCCCUGCAAUUCCGCCUGGCCGUCCUGCGCCUGGCCGUGGCCCUGGAGCUGUAUGAGUCCCUGCGCGGCACCCCGGGCGAGCUGAUCCUCGAGCAGAUGUGCCCCCCGGCCGGCAGCCUGCCCGAGCCCGGCCCCGGGCCCUGGCGGCGCUUCCACGCCCGUUGCCCUGCCUGGCUGGCGUGCAUCGGCCGGCUGGCCACCGGCCUCCGCCGGACGCCGGUGGCCCCGGGCCCGGGGCCCGGCCCCGGAGCCCGGCCCGCCGACAUGGCAGCCCUGCUGGCCCUGCGUAGCCGGCUCCUCAUGCACAUGGCCGCCGCCGCCGCCGCCGCCGCCGCCGCCGCUGGGUCCGACGGCCCGGGCCCGGACCCGGACCCGGACCACCACCAGGCCCCCGUCGAGGGCAUGUCCCGGCAGGCCCUCGAUGACCAAACCCGGCGCGAGGUGGUUUCCCUGGCCUGCCGGUCCAUCCGCGCCUACCCCUUCUUCUGGUCUGUCUGGCUGCACCUGGUCGACCGUCUGGUCGACUCGCCCAAUUCCGCCGAGGCGGAAUUGGUCUUUCUGUCGCUCCACCGGGACUUCCGCCGCGAUGUGCAGGGCGCCCAUGCCACCGGCCGGUCCGCCGGGUCCGCCGGGUCCGGCGACGCCGGCGACGCCGACUCGGCCAUGGCCUGCGGCGAGGCGCCGGCCAUGUCGGCCUCGGCCGUCGGCCUGGCCUGCGCUCUGGUGGCCCUCUGCGCGCGGGCCCUCUUUUACCAGCGCACGUACCAGCCCCUGCGGGCCCUGGCCGUGCACUCGCACUUCGACCACCUCCUACACUUGUACACCUCCGGCGACCGGGGCGCCCCGGACCUCGGCCUCGCCAGCCCGGACAUGUGCCUGGUCCUGGCCCAGGUGGCCCUCCGGUCGCCCUUCCUCGAUGGCCAGCGUCUCCGGUGUCUGACCGCCGUCGGCGAGCUCGAGCAGGCGCUCGUCGGCUUCCGACACCAUGUCUCGCGGGACCCCUUCCGCCUGCAUGAUCUGGACGCCUACGGGGAUGCGCUGUUCAUGCAGCGCGAUGUGCCGGAGCUGGCGCGCGCGGCGGCCGCCGCGCGGGACCUCGACCGCCGUGCCCCCAGACCCACGCCCUGGUGGGCAAUCUCCACUCCCUGCGGGGCAAUCAUGCGGCCGCCUUCUUCGCCUUCCAGCGGUGCCUCUCCUCGGCGGCCGGGGCCCGGCCCGUGCACACUCCCAUCUCCCCUCGGUCGCCGCUCCCCUAUGUCCAGGGCGACUGGAGCGGCGCCUGGGCCCUGCUCGGGCAUGAGUGCAUCGAGAUGCACCGCAUCAAUGAUGCCAUUCGUGCUUUCCGCCGCGCCGUCGAGAUCAAUCCCCGCGACCACCGCGGGUGGUAUGGCCUCGGCGAGGUGCAUGAGAUGCUCCGUCUGCACUCGUAUGCCUUGCCAUAUUACGAGAAGGCCGUCUUCUACAAAGGUCGCGAUCCGCGGCUCUGGGAGGCUCUGGCCCGGUGCUACGACCGGCUGGGGCUCGAUCGCGAAGCGCGCACAAGCCGCGAGAACUCCGAGCGUUCGAUGUCGACCGACGCCGGGGAGAUGGAGCUUCCGGAUUUCGUGUGACCCCAUCACAUGAUCAAACAGGAACGCGCCCGCCGGUCGUCCGUCCACCCCGUCCCAUGACUUGCGCCCCGGCGUCCGGCCCGCCCCUGCCCCUGGUUAGCUUCACGCGCGCCAGGCGAAGGGGGGAUACCGACCGCAGGGGCUGCGGGGCCGAAGAAGAAUAAAGAAUAAGCCAUA
Fonticula alba is the source of this 2300-nucleotide messenger RNA. RefSeq lists its product as hypothetical. The transcript is spliced from 5 exons. Gene Ontology annotation, molecular function: protein binding. The coding region runs from base 1 to 2136 and encodes 711 amino acids. The record is from RefSeq and is a predicted model, not a curated record. Lineage: Eukaryota; Rotosphaerida; Fonticulaceae.